Molecule: messenger RNA, 1917 nt
Organism: Drosophila montana
Lineage: Eukaryota; Metazoa; Arthropoda; Insecta; Diptera; Drosophilidae
Gene: Dus3
Product: Dihydrouridine synthase 3
Exons: 4
Coding region: 20-1792 (590 amino acids)
Biological process (GO): tRNA processing
Molecular function (GO): metal ion binding; tRNA dihydrouridine synthase activity; RNA binding
Source: RefSeq, a predicted model, not a curated record
UACAUACACACGCUGCGAGAUGGAGCCGGGUAUUUGCUACAUUAAGCCAGAAUAUUUGUUAGCCGAAGCUAAUAAUGGUCCCAACAGCGAAGUGAACGUGUCGGUCGAUGGAGAAUCAAACAAGAGAAAACACGCGGAGGAUGCCGGCACUCCCAACGAAUCUGGCAACAAGCGUGGCAAUAAAAAGGAGCGCAAACGUGGCCAAAAUAAGAACCGGCCUGUGUUUAAAGAUGAGCGCUACUCCCAUCUUUGCCACUCGCUGAUAGAUGGCGCCGGCGGCCCGCCAUGUGCCGUGCUCAAUUGCCGUUAUGUGCACGAUGUGGAAGCCUUUGUUGCCGCCAAAGGCGUCGACUUGGGCGAUGUUUGCUAUGUGUAUGCCACAAAGGGCUAUUGUGGGCGGGGUGUCACCUGUCGCUUUGCCAAGGCGCACACAGACGCACAGGGCAGGAAUAUGAAAGCGGAACACUAUGAUGAGCAGGCGGCGCAGACCACGUGCAAUGGCAUCAGCUCAGAACUGCAGGUGCGUCUGCGCAAGCACGACUACGAUUUUAGUCGCACCAAGGAGCUGAUAAAGCAGGCGGAAAAACUGCGGGAUGAAAGAAAGCAGCAGGAACAGCAGAAAAAGGAAGAAGGACCAGCAGAGAAGUUAGCAGAAACACCAGAGGAGAGCACGCCCAUUGGCAGUGCCAUAGAUGAUAACCCAAAUGGACGCGAUGCUCAGCGCAAGCCUGUCAUUGACUUCCGUGAGAAGCUGGUGUUAUCCCCGCUGACCACAGUCGGCAAUUUGCCAUUUCGACGCAUCUGCAAGGAGUUUGGCGCGGACAUCACCUGUGGCGAAAUGGCCUGCGCUGUGCCGCUGCUCAAGGGUCUGGGCCAGGAGUGGGCGCUGACCAAACGCCACGAGAGCGAAGACAUCUUCGGCGUGCAAGUGUGCGGCAACAAUCCCAAUGUGAUCACACAGGCGGCACAGGUGCUGCACGAAACGGCGCGCGUGGACUAUAUUGAUCUGAACAUUGGCUGUCCCAUUGACCUCAUCUAUCAGCAGGGCGGCGGCAGUGCGCUAAUGCGACGCACCAACAUCCUGGAGCUGACCGUGCGCAGUUGUGCGGCCUUGUCCGACCGGCUGCCCUUUACGGUCAAAAUGCGCACGGGCAUUUAUGCCGACAAGAGUGUGGCACACGAGCUGCUGCCGCUGGUGGAGCAGUGGGGCGCUGCGGCGGUAACGUUGCAUGGAAGAUCGCGCGAGCAGCGCUACACGCGGCAGGCCAACUGGACGUACAUUGAGCAGUGCGCAGCGCAGGCCAGGCACAUGCCAGUCAUUGGCAACGGCGACAUAGUCAGCUACGAGGAUUAUGUGGAGCGACGUGCUCUGGCGCCGCACGUCAGCUCUGUGAUGAUUGGACGCGGUGCACUGAUCAAGCCCUGGAUAUUCCAGGAGAUCAAGCAGCAAAAGCCCUGGGCGCCCACAUCCACGCAGCGCUUUGAACUGCUGCGUCGCUAUUGCAACUAUGGCCUGGAGCACUGGGGCUCCGAUACCAAGGGCGUGGAGAACACGCGCCGCUUUCUGCUGGAGUGGCAGUCGUUCCUCUAUCGCUACAUACCCGAGGAACUGCAGCUGUCGCCGCCGCAGAAGAUCAACGAAAGGCCACAAAAGUAUCGCGGACGCGAUGAAAUGGAAACCCUUAUGAGCUCUGGCAAUUCCGCCGACUGGGUGAAGCUCAGCGAAAUGCUGCUCGGCCCCGUGCCAGAGGGAUUUAGCUUUGUGCCCAAGCACAAGGCGAAUGCUUUUUAGCGAAAAGAUGAGGCCCUAAGAAAUUAAGUUUAAUUGUUGAAGAAUCCAAGUUUGGUAUAGCUUGGAUUUAGGCAUAAAGUACUACAAAGGUUUAGCUGAUAAGUUGUUAACUAAUAGUUUUUUCU